AAAACCUAAAGGGCAUUUAAAUGUUUCGAUUAUAAAAAAAAAAAAAGCUACAUGAAAAUGGAUUUGAGAGAGUGCACACUGUGAAUCUGUUGACUAAGGGAUCACAAUGGAAUAUGAUGAGUUAAUCAGAGGAUUUGGAAAUUUUGGGAAUUAUCAGAGGCGGUUAUACAUCGUGCUAUUUUUGCCGAUCAUAUUUAAUUCGUUUAGCUCACCUGUGACUAAUUUUCUCCUUGGACACCAGCAGCACAGAUGUAGAAUCCCUGGUUUAGACAACGACACUUAUAAAAUACAAAGUGAAAAUCACCAGCAGUUAAUCAACUUGACAAUACCAAGAAAGCUAGACGGUGACUAUGAGGAGUGCAUGGUGGUUUCUAACGGCUCUCUGGAAACGUGCAACGACUGGGUGUACGACACAUCUAUGUUCCAAAGUACAGUCAAUUCACAGUUUAACCUGGUUUGUGACAAGAAACUGAUGCGUUCCCAUGCAGUGAUGGCGUAUUUUAUUGGUACCGUUGUGUCAACUAUUGUGUUUGUUCCUCUCGGAGACAUAGUGGGCCGUCGAUACAUGGUUUGUGUAAGUACAACCCUAACCUUCAUUGCCAACAUAGCUAUGCCAUUCUCCAUCAACAUUUAUAUGUUCUCCGUAUGUCGAUUCUUUGAUGGAUUUUGUGGGAACUGUCUAUAUAUGGCUUCUUUUAUCAUAGGCAUGGAGUUUGUUGGACCAAAGAACCGUAUUUUAGCGGGCACCUGCAUACUUCUAGUGUAUUGUCUGGGCGAGUUUAUAUUGCUCUUACUGGGGUUUUUAAUCCGGGACUGGAAAUGGUUACAAUUUACGCUAGCUGUCCCUAUGGCCAUACCACUGUUAUAUUGGUGGCCUAAAGUGCUGCCAGAGUCCCCUCGCUGGCUGGUUUCUAGAAAGAGAUACAAAGAGGCCUUGAAAAUUUUGCGAAAUGUCGCCAAAGCAAACCAUGUUGAAUUCAACAAAGACCUUUCAGGCGUAAAGAUCAGAAAUGAUGAAGGGAUUCUAAAAAUUCUUAAGGAACUUCUCAAAUCUCGAAAACUGAUGUUUCGUUCCACCAUAAUGCUUUCUAACUGGUUUGUGAUCUCCUUUAUCUACUAUGGGCUUACCUUGAACAUGGGAAAACUUGCUGGGAACUUGUUCAUUAACUUUGCUAUCGGCGUGACAGUGGAAGCUAUGGGGUAUUCGUUGUGUUUUCUGAUGAAUAAAACUGGCAGAAAACCGAUGCACCUUGUAGUGAUGUUUGGUAGCGGAUUCGGAUGUUUGCUUUCCAUUUUACCAGCUCUUUUCUUCGAUUCCUCUUUGACAUGGCUUUUAGUCGCUUUUGCGAUGGUGGGCAAGUUUGGGAUAUCGGCAGCGUUUGGUGAAAUCUACAUUUACACAGGAGAGCUGUUCCCUACUGUCGUUCGAAGCUUCGUUCUUGGUUUCUGUGGAGUUGGAGCGAGGCUGGGGGCUACUAUCUCUCCUUAUAUUUACCACUUUGCUGAUGGAACAUUUGGGGAAGCACUUCCACUGAUCAUAUUUGGAGGAUCCACCAUUAUUGUAGCUGUGAUGUCAAUCAAACUGCCUGAGACAAGGGGGCGUAAACUUUUGGAGAGCGUGAAAGAUGCUCAGCAUGAGGAUGCUCUUAAAAUUGACAAAUAUGAUAACGACAAUGUUUGUUCAGAGGACACAAGCGGCUGGAGUGAAACAUCCCCGUUAUGAAGACUCAUCUCAGUUCAUAACUUUCUACAAUAGUUUAACAAGAUCUCCUUGCUCUCCAUGAUACUUUAUAUAACCAAGAUUAUACAAUGAAAGUACAACUUGGACCUUUUUAAUAUGCCUGUGUUUGUCUUUCAUACAAAUUGAUAGGCUAGAUCAUUUUCGUACUGAACUGAUGACUGAUUUCUACGUUUACCCGAUCAUGACAAAGAGCACAAGGCAGGUGUGACCGGUCGACAUGCUCUGAUGUUCUUAUAAGUCCGAGUUUGCUCUGCUCACAGUUUGUUUUGUUAAAAUGAACUUUUGAGCAUGAUUA
Messenger RNA from Saccostrea echinata, 2036 nucleotides. Its product is annotated as organic cation transporter protein-like. The coding region runs from base 107 to 1723 and encodes 538 amino acids. NCBI's taxonomy places the organism in Eukaryota, Metazoa, Mollusca, Bivalvia, Ostreida, Ostreidae. Gene Ontology annotation, molecular function: transmembrane transporter activity. Gene Ontology annotation, cellular component: membrane. Gene Ontology annotation, biological process: transmembrane transport. The record is from RefSeq and is a predicted model, not a curated record. The transcript has 10 exons.